CUGGGGGACUCGAGAAACGUAUCAAGAGAUUCUGUUGCUAUAAACCAAAGCAAUUUACCGGAGUUGAAUAAGGACAAUUUAAUACGGGAUUCGCAAACGGGAGAGGGCUCAAACGGUUUCGAUAUGUCGGCGAAAUAUGCCGCCUUGAUUGAUGAAUCGCAGUAUACAAAUCAAACGAAUGAAUUGCAAACAACAACCCGCCACGAUUUGCAUAAUAGUCAACAUGAAAUUCCUGGAGCACUCGAUUAG
Messenger RNA from Paramuricea clavata, 249 nucleotides. The record is from the annotation of a GenBank genome assembly. NCBI's taxonomy places the organism in Eukaryota, Metazoa, Cnidaria, Anthozoa, Malacalcyonacea, Plexauridae.